Pseudoliparis swirei is the source of this 4126-nucleotide messenger RNA. It is a transcript of the gene ganabb, whose product is annotated as glucosidase II alpha subunit b. Gene Ontology annotation, molecular function: glucan 1,3-alpha-glucosidase activity; carbohydrate binding. Gene Ontology annotation, biological process: N-glycan processing; carbohydrate metabolic process. The coding region runs from base 38 to 2923 and encodes 961 amino acids. Gene Ontology annotation, cellular component: glucosidase II complex. The record is from RefSeq and is a predicted model, not a curated record. Lineage: Eukaryota; Metazoa; Chordata; Actinopteri; Perciformes; Liparidae. The transcript is spliced from 25 exons.
GCGUUACACCGCGGAUUUAUCAUUCGUUUGAUAUAUUAUGUCCCAGAGAUUAGUAGCUACACACCUAGUAGACAUGAUGGCGCCUGUCUUGGUGCUCUGGCUGGUGAUGUCCCUCAGUGGGACGUGGGCUGUGGACAAGGGCAACUUCAAGACCUGUGACCAGAGUGCCUUCUGCAAGCGUCAGCGAGCGUUGAAGCCCGGUGAGUCUCCCUAUCGAGCCCUGCUGGAGACCAUGGAGUUGACCGGCACCAGACUCACGCUGCAGCUCAUCAAUGACAACAAUAAGGUGCGUCUGCUGCUUGAGCUCUACCGUCUCCAGGGAAACAUAACACGGGUGAAGAUUAACGAGCUGAAGCCUCUGAAGCCUCGCUAUGAGGUCCCAGACGUUCUCAUCAGGGAGCCGCCUACUGAGCCCCUGUCUCUCCUGUCUCAGGACGAGAACGGGGUGGUGCUGUCACUGGGGUCGGAGUCUCAGAGGGUCAUCGUCAGCGCCCGGCCCUUCCGGUUGGACAUUAUGGAAGGGCGAGAAGUGCUGAUGUCGCUGAACUCGCGCGGCCUGCUAGCCUUUGAGCACCUGAGGAUGCGCAAGGACACUUUCUCCUAUAAAGUAACUAGCACAGUGGCUAGCGUGUGGGAUAAUAUCAAGAGAGUAUUCUCUAGUCAGGUAGACCCAGAGGGCGAGAAGAAAGAGGAGGCUGAUCCGGCAAGCCAGGCAGAGAAAGCAAAAGAAGAGGAAGAGGAAGAAAAAGUAGAAGCCGGGAUGUGGGAGGAAACGUUUAAAUCGCACUCAGACAGCAAACCAAAUGGUCCAUCUGCUAUUAGUUUAGACUUUUCAUUGCCGGGUGUUGAGCACGUCUACGGCAUCCCAGAACACGCAGACACCCUCAGGCUCAAAACAACAGAGAAUGGAGAUCCAUAUCGUCUCUAUAACUUGGAUGUGUUCCAGUACGAGCUGUACAACCCUAUGGCCCUUUAUGGCGCUGUCCCGGUCAUGUUGGCCCACAACGCCCAGCGAACCACGGGCAUCUUCUGGCUCAAUGCUGCUGAGACCUGGGUGGAUAUCAGCUCCAACACAGCUGGGAAGACCGUGUUUGGAAAAAUGUUGGAUUACGUUCAAGGCUCUAGCGAGACUCCACAGACAGAUGUGCGUUGGAUCUCUGAAAGCGGCAUAAUUGAUGUCUUCAUCAUGCUUGGGCCAACACCAAAAGAUGUCUUCUCUCAGUAUGCCUCCCUUACAGGCACCCAGUCCUUUCCUCCCGAAGCCGCUGUGGGCUACCACCAGUGCCGCUGGAACUACAACGACCAGGAGGACGUGACUUCAGUGGAUGCAGGCUUUGAUGAGCAUGACAUCCCUUAUGACUACAUCUGGCUUGACAUUGAACACACGGAUGGCAAGCGUUACUUCACCUGGGAUCCACACAAGUUUGCAACACCAAAGGAAAUGCUGCAGGGUCUCAUGGACAAGAAACGCAAGAUGGUGGCCAUUGUGGACCCUCAUAUCAAAGUAGACAGCAACUACAAGAUUCAUAAUGAAAUCCGAAAUCGGGCUUUCUAUAUCAAGAACAAAGAUGGUGGAGACUACGAGGGCUGGUGCUGGCCUGGUAGUGCCGGCUAUCCUGACUUCACUCGUGCCGACAUGAGGGACUGGUGGGCCAGCAUGUUUGCCUACGAUCAGUAUGAGGGUUCCAUGGAGAACCUGUAUGCAUGGAACGACAUGAAUGAGCCGUCUGUCUUCAACGGGCCAGAGGUGACCAUGCACAAGGACGCGGUGCACGGAGCCUGGGAGCACCGAGACAUGCACAACUUGUAUGGUUUCUAUGUGCAAAUGGCCACAGCGCAGGGUCUGAUCCAGAGGUCAGGAGGAGUUGAGCGACCGUUUGUCCUGACCAGAGCUUUCUUUGCUGGGUCACAGCGCUACGGUGCUGUGUGGACGGGAGAUAAUGCUGCUGAGUGGGAGCAUCUGAAGAUCUCGAUCCCCAUGUGUCUGAGUCUGGGCCUGGUUGGAAUCUCUUUCUGCGGUGCUGACGUUGGUGGUUUCUUCAAGUCUCCGAGCACCGAGCUGCUGGUGCGUUGGUACCAGACUGGAGCGUACCAGCCGUUCUUCAGGGCCCACGCACACCUGGACACCCCCCGCCGAGAGCCCUGGCUGUUUGGUCCGGAAAACACGGCUCUGAUCCGUGAAGCGGUACGCCAGCGCUACACCCUGCUGCCCUACUGGUACCAGCAGUUCUACCACGCACACCGCACAGGACAGCCCAUCAUGAGACCACUGUGGGUGGAGUAUCCUCAGGAUCCUGCUACGUUCGCUCUGGAUGACGAGUUCUUGAUCGGGAGAGACCUGUUGGUGCACCCAGUCACUGAGGAAGGAGCGAGGGGAGUCACCGCCUACCUACCUGGCAAAGACGAGGUUUGGUUUGAUGUCCACACCUUCCAAAAGCACAAUGGGGCCCAGAACCUUUACAUCCCUGUCACCAUAAGAUCUAUCCCCGUGUUCCAGCGUGGCGGCUCCAUUAUUCCCAGGAAGAGUCGGGUUCGCAGGUCCUCCUCCUGCAUGAUGCAAGAUCCUUACACUUUAUAUGUGGCUCUUAACCCCCAGAGAACUGCAACGGGCGAGCUCUACAUAGAUGAUGGCCACACCUUCAACUAUGAAAAGAAGGAGUUUAUUCACAGAAAGCUCUUCUUUGCCAACAACAUGCUCUCUUCUGUGAACCUGGCUCCAGAUUCCCAGUUUUCCACCCAAUCCUGGUUUGAACGAAUUAUCAUCCUGGGAGCCAGUAAACCCGGCAAGGUUACCCUUAAGACGGCUGAUGGUCAGGAGAGCCAGCUAGAGUUUGACUUUGAUGCCUCCAUGUCUGUGUUGACGCUUCGUAAGCCCGGCAUGAAUGCAGGGUUAGAUUGGAAUGUGAUGCUUCAGUUACCAUAGAGACAGGAGUGGAGGUGUAAAAGGAGAAACUGACUGAAGUGGAUAGAAUAUGAGAAGGAGACACAAGCCGCCGAUGAAGAAGACUAACCACAGCAAAACAACAGGAUGGUCAUAAUGGAAAAUAAAGGACAAACACAGUGAAUACACAGUUUACACACACACACUCACAAAACCUGUUAGUCGAACUGAGCCACGUAACGUCGCUGCCAUGUCCCUCUUGUGCUCAGUCACACUGUCAUACCUAACAACAAAGGAGAUUACUAAUAGUUAGGUAAUUAUGUUUGUCACAUUUACAAAUAGAUAACAAUUGAGAAAAAUGUAAUGAAUCUUUUAGGUAAAGAAAGAAAACAUUCAGGCACACUUUUUUUAUUGUCCAAUGUGUUGUCCAUCUUUACUGCCUCAUAAGAAAGAUCACUGAAUGAUUGUUUGUUAUUUAAACGAAAGUUCACAUUCAAAGCACACGCUCCACCUGCUGGUGAUUCCCUUUCUCUGUUUUCGACUUGAUACUCUUCAGCCAAGCAUUUCAAUCAGCGCAGAGCUCGACCUUCUGUACUGGUGCCACAUUUCAUGUAUUUUGGUGGGCGUGCCAACAAUCAGUGUGUGGCUCUCCACUUCACUUUGUUAAACUGCAGCACAGAGAUUUUCAGCGGUUGGGAAUCACCUCAGGGGACUGAACCACUGAUGUUUGCGGAUCAUCUUGUUGACAUGCUUUCUUUUAUUGAGUUCUUUCCCAUCUUUGUUUUCUAGUUUUUUUUUUAAUGCACUUGAGGAAGAGUGAGAACUUUAAAAGUUGUUUAGAUUUUCAUGUGUUGCUAGAUGUCGGGAUCGUCCAGGAUUUCCAGUAUGUCAUUUGGAUUUUAAUGAAUGGUUCAAAUCUAAUCUUUUGAAUGGGGUGUUUCACAAGCGAAUGUUCAUUUAAAGCUUUUUGAUUUACACAACAAAUCAAUCCUAAAUACACACACAGCACUCAUAAAUAUUCAAAUGAUUCUGGAGACUGGAUUGUUAAAUCAUUGGACCUUUUAGGGGUUUUGUUAUAAAUUUGUCUUUUGAUUGUUUUAUGAUCAUUAAUGUACAUGUUGCUGCAAUUUUGUUGGUGAUGGCUUGAAUUGGUGGAUAUUUAAGCGAAGGAACAAAUUCAAAAUUGUCAGAUGUACUAAAAGAUAAGACCAAGUAAAAAUAAAGUUGACCAAAUGUAAAAAGUAA